Molecule: messenger RNA, 827 nt
Organism: Bufo bufo (common toad)
Lineage: Eukaryota; Metazoa; Chordata; Amphibia; Anura; Bufonidae
Product: beta-enolase-like
Exons: 6
Coding region: 150-827 (225 amino acids)
Biological process (GO): glycolytic process
Cellular component (GO): phosphopyruvate hydratase complex
Molecular function (GO): magnesium ion binding; phosphopyruvate hydratase activity
Source: RefSeq, a predicted model, not a curated record
UUGUGGCAAAGUAAGACUUGUGGUGAUCAUUGUGUAGAGACAAGCUAUAGGACACAUGGAGAUCAAGUGAAUGGGUUGAGACCUCUUAUCUCCGGCUUCUCUCUUUAUAGAAAUUAAGUGUUGUGGAGCAAGAGAAGAUUGAUAAACUGAUGCUGGAACUUGAUGGGACUGAGAACAAAUCUAAGUUUGGUGCUAACGCUAUCCUGGGGGUGUCACUGGCCGUGUGCAAGGCUGGUGCGGCAGAAAAAGGCGUCCCACUCUACAGGCACAUUGCUGACCUAGCAGGAAACCCGGAUAUCAUUCUUCCUGUCCCUGCAUUCAAUGUCAUUAAUGGCGGUUCACACGCAGGAAACAAGCUGGCGAUGCAGGAGUUCAUGAUCCUGCCUGUGGGGGCAUCAACCUUUCGGGAGGCCAUGCGCAUUGGGGCAGCAUUAUUAUACAGUCAUUCAUGUGAUCCAUAUCUCCCUCUUCAGGGCAACAUGUCUAUUCAGAAGAUUCAUGCUCGGGAGAUCUUGGACUCCAGGGGUAACCCUACUGUAGAGGUGGACCUGUACACUGGGAAAGGUCUGUUUCGGGCAGCCGUCCCCAGUGGCGCCUCAACUGGAAUCUAUGAAGCCCUGGAGCUCAGAGAUGGGGACAAAUCCCGAUAUCUGGGAAAAGGUGUCCAGAAGGCCGUGGAGCACAUCAACAAGACUAUCGUCCCAGCCUUGUUAGAGAAGGUAGGUGAGAUCACAGCAAAUACACUGGUGGUCCGGGCUUGGUGGUCAAAGGUCUGGUGGUCAGGUGUCUGGAUAGUCACAGGUCUGGAUAGUCUGAGGUCUGGAUAG